Molecule: messenger RNA, 2358 nt
Organism: Solea senegalensis (Senegalese sole)
Lineage: Eukaryota; Metazoa; Chordata; Actinopteri; Pleuronectiformes; Soleidae
Gene: tbx1
Product: T-box transcription factor 1
Exons: 8
Coding region: 206-1762 (518 amino acids)
Biological process (GO): positive regulation of DNA-templated transcription; regulation of transcription by RNA polymerase II; cell fate specification
Cellular component (GO): nucleus
Molecular function (GO): RNA polymerase II cis-regulatory region sequence-specific DNA binding; DNA-binding transcription factor activity, RNA polymerase II-specific
Source: RefSeq, a predicted model, not a curated record
UUUUUAGAGCAAAUCGCCCCAGACUCUCGCACCCACCGAGCGCCGGUGGCGGAAUGUGAAAACCUCCUUUUUGGCGCAUGUUCCUCUCCAUUGUGCGCUGCCUUCUCCUGCUUUCUGUGCGACUAGAAAGCGGAGGAGAAGGAGGAGGAGGAGGAGGAGAAGGAGAAGGAGGAGGGACGGAUAUUCCCGACCCGAUCUUUCGCCUAUGGACGACGACGGUCCCCUCUCUCCAAAGGCGAACGCUUUCAGUAUUGCCUCUCUGAUUUCGGCUGCAGAGCGAGCAGGAAACGCUGCGUUUGACAAACAGAGAACCGGCCUAGACAAGCCAGACCUGCAUAACCACAGUUCCUUUAAAAUGCACUACAGCACUGUGACGCGGGAAAUGGAAGCCAUAUCCAGUCCGUGGCUGACGCAGCUGUCCCAUUUUUGCGAUGUUGCAGCCUUCACGACGAGCAGCCUGAACAGCCUCAACACGCCGGGGGGCUACCACCUCUCUCCGUCCCCCGGGGACCCGUACAGCCAACAUGAGACCCACUUCGAGCCGUGCCCGGCCGCCCAGCACAACUACAACUACCCGGGCUCCAACCCGGGCCCGGCGCCGCCGAGCGACAGCGGGACUCCCAACUGCUCGUCGUCGUCCUCCAGCUCCACACCGAACAGCAAAGCCAUCGUGAAGAAGAACCCGAAGGUGGCCAACAUUAACGUCCAGCUGGAGAUGAAAGCUUUAUGGGACGAGUUUAAUCAGCUGGGCACCGAGAUGAUCGUCACCAAGGCGGGCAGGAGAAUGUUUCCAACUUUCCAAGUGAAAAUAUUUGGGAUGGAUCCCAUGGCAGACUACAUGCUCCUCAUGGACUUCCUGCCUGUAGACGACAAGCGUUACAGGUACGCUUUCCACAGCUCGUCGUGGCUGGUGGCGGGUAAAGCCGACCCCGCCACACCGGGCCGGGUCCACUAUCACCCGGACUCUCCGGCCAAAGGCGCGCAGUGGAUGAAGCAGAUCGUCUCUUUCGACAAACUCAAACUCACCAACAACCUGUUGGAUGACAACGGACAUAUCAUUCUGAACUCCAUGCACCGCUACCAGCCCAGAUUCCACGUCGUCUACGUGGACCCGCGCAAGGACAGCGAGAAAUACGCAGAGGAGAAUUACAAGACCUUCGUGUUCGAGGAAACCCGCUUCACCGCGGUCACAGCGUACCAGAACCACCGGAUCACACAGCUGAAGAUAGCCAGCAACCCUUUCGCAAAGGGCUUCAGGGACUGUGACCCAGAGGACUGGCCCAGGAAUCACAGGCCAGGCUCGCUGCCAAUAAUGAGUGCCUUUGCCAGAACAAGAAACCCAAUGUCAUCUCCACCUCAGCAGAACGGCACAGAGAAAGAAGACAGUCGGAGGGAAUACGAGCGAGACCCCAGCGGCACGCCCAUACACGCCGACCCAGCUCACCAGCUGAUGUCCCGCGUCCUCAGCCCCGCCCUGCCCGUCCCGGGAGGCCUCCACGCCGUCCCACUCACCAGUGGUCGACCCAGCCCUCCCCACGACCUCCGCUCAGACCCCCACGCGAUUCCCCCCGACACCCUGCACCACCACCCGUACAAGUACCCCACCACGUACGAACACUACCUGGGGGCCAAGACCAGGCCGUCACCUUACCCUUUACCCGGCAUCAGAGGACACACGUACCAUCACCACAUGAACCCAGCGACAGCUAACAUGUACUCAGCCACCAGCGGCCCCUCUAACUAUGACUACGGGCCCAGAUAAUGACUGUUGUCCACCUCAACCAACAGUACACAGCACUGUGGGAAUGGAAAAAGAAACACAGCACAGCACAGCUCUGUUAAUCUGGCUGAUGCAACCAGUGGUGCGUUCACAGCCUGAAUCUCCUCCGCUGGAUAAACCCUGGCGUAUUUAUUCACAAGGGAAACGCAUCUUUGGGGUGAACAUGGACAUCUAAAAAGGGUCUGAUUUGACCUUUGAACCCCCAAGUGACAACAGCUCUACAUCAGAGCGCCUCUCACCUGAGCGGUGCAGACAUUGAGCCAGCAGUGACGCGGCAGAAAUGCAGGACCUCUCCUUAACUCAGACUAUACCUUGAUCACAGACUGGAACUUCUUCUUUUUUUUUGGUUUUUCGUUUUCUGUGUUGGAUGCACUUUUUGAUUUGCCUUGUUUUUAUUGCUUUCAAAAAAGCCAUAUGUUAUGUAGUCCAUCAUCAACCUUCUAGGUAGACGAGAUGUUUGCAUGUUGAGCUCAUCGAGAGAGAGAGACAGGGAGAGGGUGUCGAAACACAUCAAAUGUUUUUGUUUGAGGGAAGAAAAAAUAAACAAAUACGAGAUCUGAUGGAGGAACAUUCUGAAA